Lepidothrix coronata (blue-crowned manakin) is the source of this 3897-nucleotide messenger RNA. It is a transcript of the gene VGLL4, whose product is annotated as vestigial like family member 4. The transcript is spliced from 5 exons. The record is from RefSeq and is a predicted model, not a curated record. Gene Ontology annotation, molecular function: transcription coactivator binding. The coding region runs from base 440 to 1321 and encodes 293 amino acids. NCBI's taxonomy places the organism in Eukaryota, Metazoa, Chordata, Aves, Passeriformes, Pipridae. Gene Ontology annotation, biological process: negative regulation of DNA-templated transcription.
GGAUCGCGGUGGGGAUCGGAGCGGGGCCCCGGCGGGCAGUGCCGGGCACUGCCGCUGUCAGCGCCGGCGCUUGCAGCGGGUUCUCCCGCCGGGAACUGCCCUCCCUUCUCUCCCCUGCCGCCUUUUCCCGACGGGUUUGCUUUGCUUUUCCACUUUUUUUUUUUUUUUAAACAAACAAACAAGCAAACAAACUUGAAAAAAGCAUUGGGAAGCCCUCGCACAGCCCGUCCCCGUCCCCGCUGCGCGUUACCCCUCGGCGGGCUGGCAGAGGAGCGUGUGCGGUGGAACCCACGCUCCCCGUCCCGACCCGCUCCAGGCUGGGCCUCGCGCUGCUGGAGUUUGGGAGCCGGGAAAGCCUCGGCGCCGUCUGCCCGGCCGCCUCCCCCUCCCUGAGCCCGGGCCAAAGCGAGCGAGCCGGUCCUCUCCGCCAGCUCGAUAAAUGCUGUUUAUGAGGAUGGACCUGUUGAACUACCAGUACUUGGACAAGAUGAACAACAAUAUCGGCAUCCUGUGCUACGAAGGUGAGGCAGCACUGAGAGGUGAGCCCCGAAUUCAGCCCCUUCCCGUGUCCCCUGCGCUUACCAACCACCGGACGGGCCCUCCUCCCAUCAGCCCCAACAAGAGGAAGCUCAGCAUGGACCAAGGGGACGAGGAGCUAGACUGUGAAAACGACCAUGUCUCUAAAAUGAGUCGGAUGUUCAAUCCACAUCUAAACAAGACUUCCAACGGGGAUUACAGGAAGGAGCACCGGGAGAGGAGUCGCAGCCCCAUCGAGAGGGCAGCUGCCCCGACAAUGAGCCUUCAUGCCAAUCACAUAUAUGCCUCAAUCCCAAGCUUGAGUGUGGAUCAACCUCUAGCACUGACCAAAACCAGCAUGGAUGCAACCAGGACAGUCGGCAUCACACCAACACUGACUUCUGUGGAACGGCAGCAGAACCGUCCCUCUGUCAUCACCUGUGCCUCUGCCAACAACCGCAACUGCAGCCUCUCCCACUGCCCCAUCGCCCACAGCGGCUGCGGCUCCGGGCCUGCCUACAGGAGACCCUCCAGCACCACCACUGCCUGUGACCCGGUGGUGGAGGAGCACUUCCGCCGGAGCCUCGGCAAGAACUACAAGGAGCCUGAGCCAGUGGCAAACUCGGUGUCCAUCACGGGCUCAGUCGAUGACCACUUUGCCAAAGCACUGGGGGACACGUGGCUGCAGAUCAAGGCUGCCAAGGACGGCGUCUCCAGCAGCCCUGAGUCAGCAUCGCGGCGGGGCCAGUCUUCCCCUUCCUCCCACAUGGUCAAUCAUAAUCACUCACCCUCCGUGGUCUCCUGAGGAGAGGACCCUUCCCUUUGUCAAUUUGCAUGGUUUGACUGAGCUUUGAACAGUGCUUAGGUAGUGUUGGGGGAGGAGAGGUUAGUUUUCAACACGUUAUUGUGUACUCACUUUUUUUUUGUGAAAGGGUGCCCUUAAAGACAAUAGCAGGAACUAUUUCAUAAAGAUUCAUAUGAUGUAGCAUCCUUUUUUCCUGCCUCAAUUACCAAAGAAACCUCUGAUGCAAAUCUGCUGCCCCUUAAGAAAAUAAUGCACGCUAAUCCACAAAAGCCAUUACACUUAGUUGGUUGACCCCAGUCCUUUUUGCUUUUCUUAGCUUCUUAAGACUAGAAUUUGUCUGGUUUGCUUACAUUGCUUUUUUUUUUCCCUCUGUGAAGUAAUUUUGUAUGUAUAUACUUGAAAAGAACUGUUAUGUAUGAUUUGCACUAUUGGAGGAGGACUGAAGUUGCACAGCAACUUUGUGGAAGAGGCUAAUAUUUUGAGGGCAAACUGCUGAAAAAAGGGUUUAAGGAUGACAUUUCUAUCAGUUUGAUUUUUCUUAAAGCAAAACAGCUUUGGAAGGGGAAGUCUCAUACAGGUUAUAGGUCUUUCUCUUUUUAGAUUUCAGGUGCUUAGUGCUUGCAACUGGACUGCAUAAUUUACAGAACACGGGCAUUUUUUCCUAAACACUGCAGUUUGUUAGACUAGAGCUGAGGUUGGAGGGUUCCAUAGUGCUUAACGAUGCAUGUUUUAUGAAAAAUAGCUGGUAUCUAUUAAUGUAUAGACAGUAAGAAUCAUAAUACUUAUUAGCUUUUCUUCAGAACUAGUUUAUUUUUGUCAGUAACAAUCCUAGAUAUACUUACUGCUGGUACAGUUGUACUCUAUGGUAUUUGUGUUUGAUAUUCACUUUAGCAGCAGCCAGCAUCGAGGGCAGCCUCAGGACAGGCCUCGUGCCACCCUUGGAGCUGGUGGCUGCUGGCACAGGAUGCUGAGCUCUGCGCAGGUCCAGCCACCCUCCCUGGUUGCAGCACUGCUGCUUCACAGGGAUCUGCUUCCUAAAACCAAGUCUGUGUAAUCUACCCUUAACUAGCUGCAGGAACUGCUACUGUUACGGAUCUUGGCUGGACAACAGAUUGUUACAGUUUGUGACAUAUGAUCUUUCUUUCUGUCUUUUUUUUUUCCUUUUUCUUAAGCCUAUUCCUAAACCAAUGCCAAGUUGCAGCAAACAUUCCUCCAGUAGAGACUUUAUACAGGUAUUACUGCAUUUAUUAUCAUUUGCUAUAUUGAUAGCUACUAACUAGAAAUUAGGUAGUAGAGGCAGGCAUGAAACCACAGCUGUGCUAGUGCUAAGAGCUUCUCUUUUUCUUGUUAAGUGUAACUACUCUCCCCCGUACAUUCCAUCUUCCCAAUACAGUUGCAGCUAGGGCUUUUUUUUUAUACUGGGUUACCUGAAAAGACUGGUUCAGUGUAGAAAAUAAGAACUAGUUGGAAGAUGAACUACACGUGAUGUAUUAUGGACUGUGUUACAGUAUUGGGUCCACUGUGGCUUUUAUUUUAUGCCUUUUUUUUUUUUUAAAGUUAAGCUAUUUAAUUUGGAAAGGGUGCAGGGUAGAAAGAGAUGGGGAGAUUGGCUCUUACUCUUGGUGAGAAGGUGGCUGCUCAGUUUUCUUUAAAAAAAAAAAAAAAAUAAAAACCCCCCAACAUCUAAGCCCCCAGUUUUACACAUUUCACUACCAUCUUACUGGGUAGUCAACGCUUCCUUGCUUUGGCAUUCAGUACCCUACUCUCUGUAGGAAGAUUGUUAAAAGAACACUUUUUUAUAUAGGUAACUUUAAGACCAUCGUUACGCUGUGCGUAAAGAAUGUACAGAGAAAUUUGUAGGUAUUUUUUGAGGAACAAUUAAUUUGUUAAUGAUAUGUAGCUAUUUAAUUUUUCCCUUUCCUUUAUUGUAAUCAUUCAUUUAUUAUUUUUUUUUUUUGGUUGGAGAAAAAAGUUGAUCUUUUUUUUUGUUGUAGAUUUGUCUGUAAUACAGUAAAAGUGCAGGAACACAGUUAUUCUAUGAGGACACUGCAUUAGCAUUAAUAGCCACUCAUUUGUUAUUGCUAGAGGCUACUGAGCAGUAUAACAGUCAAUACUAAUACUGUAGAUGGACUCUGUGGAAAAUGUGACUCCUAUAUUUCUUUGUAAACACAAGUAAGAUAAUGGUUUUAAAGCUAAUAUUUUCAAUAAUAGCUGUUUUACAAGGUUACAUUUACUUAUCUGAGAUAGGUAAAUGGAUUUGAGGGCAAUAAAGAUUUAAUGUGCUAUGUCCAGGAAAACAUAUAUUAUUGGACACAACAAUGUCAUGAAAGCCAAAGGGUUGGGGGGUGGUGGAAGGACGCUAAACUGAACUCACCAUCACGAGACGUGGUGAAGUUUCUUCACAGAGCCAGGUUAUCUACAGUUCAGUUUAAACAAUUCUCUCUGUGUUUGUAAAUCUGUAAUAUAACAUUCUUUUGUGGCCUUGUUUCACCUGGAAAAAAAAAAGGUUUGGCAGGCCAUCUUUUUUUUUUGUACUUAAAAGUAGCCUUAAAGAACAAUAAAGUGCUCUUAAAUCA